UGGGGUGCUGCGGGGGGCGGGGUCGUGUCUGCCGCAGCAACAGGGUGUGGCCGGGUAGGGGGCGCGGGCGCCAAGCCAGAUCCCGCUUCUUGAAAGGCCUUGCGCGAGCUUCCCCUGCUUCGCGCACGGGUCCCUUGCGCGCCCCCGCCCUGCCAGGGACCCCUGCCCGGCCGCCGCCUGCGUCCAGGAAGCUCCACCUUGAGCCAUGUUUUUCACCUGUGGCCCAAACGAGGCCAUGGUGGUCUCUGGUAAGUAUUGUUCUCAUCUCAUCUAGUGACCCGCACCCCCCUCCGUCCCUGCAGAGGCCCCUUCCUCCUCUCCCUACCAGCUCCCCAGCGCCAAGCCUUCCGCCCACACCACCCCUCACGGCUGCAAGCGAUACCCUUCCAAGGCCCAGGCUCCCCGCCCCCUGCCCCGCCCGCUCCCGGAUUUCCUCGUGGGGAUGCCCCCCCGCCCUUGCCCAGUUCUCUCUUCCACGUUCCAGCUCUACUUUGGCCACCAGCCACCACAGCCCACUGCCUCUCGACCUUCCAGGUUUCUGCCGGAGCCCCCCAGUCAUGGUGGCUGGAGGUCGUGUCUUUGUCCUGCCCUGCAUCCAGCAAAUCCAGAGGUGAAAAUCCAGGGCCAGAACAAGGAGAUGUUGGCGGCUGCCUGCCAGAUGUUCCUGGGGAAGACGGAGGCUGAGAUUGCCCACAUCGCACUGGAGACGCUGGAGGGCCACCAGAGGGCUAUCAUGGCCCACAUGACUGUGGAGGAAAUCUAUAAGGACAGGCAGAAAUUCUCUGAGCAAGUUUUCAAAGUGGCCUCCUCAGACCUGGUCAACAUGGGCAUCAGCGUGGUCAGCUACACCCUGAAGGACAUUCACGAUGAUCAGGACUAUUUGCACUCCUUGGGGAAGGCCCGAACAGCUCAAGUCCAAAAAGAUGCUCGGAUUGGGGAAGCAGAGGCCAAGAGAGAUGCUGGGAUCCGGGAGGCCAAAGCCAAGCAGGAAAAGGUGUCUGCUCAAUACCUGAGUGAGAUCGAGAUGGCCAAGGCGCAGAGGGACUACGAGCUGAAGAAGGCUGCCUAUGACAUCGAGGUCAACACCCGGCGAGCGCAGGCUGACCUGGCCUAUCAGCUUCAGGUGGCGAAGACGAAGCAGCAGAUCGAGGAGCAGCGGGUGCAGGUGCAGGUGGUGGAGCGGGCCCAGCAGGUGGCGGUGCAGGAGCAGGAGAUCGCCCGCCGCGAGAAGGAGCUGGAGGCCCGCGUGCGGAAGCCGGCGGAAGCCGAGCGCUACAAGCUGGAGCGCCUCGCGGCGGCGGAGAAGUCCCAGCUGAUCAUGCAGGCAGAGGCAGAAGCCGAGUCAGUGCGGAUGCGUGGGGAGGCCGAGGCCUUUGCCAUUGGGGCCCGAGCCCGGGCGGAGGCUGAGCAGAUGGCCAAGAAGGCGGAGGCUUUCCAGCUGUACCAGGAGGCUGCUCAGCUGGACAUGCUGCUAGAGAAGCUGCCCCAGGUGGCAGAGGAGAUCAGUGGUCCCUUGACCUCGGCCAAGAAGAUUACACUGGUGUCCAGUGGAAGCGGGACCAUGGGGGCGGCCAAAGUGACCGGGGAAGUGCUGGACAUCCUGAGCCGCCUGCCAGAGAGCGUGGAGAGACUCACUGGCGUCAGCAUCUCCCAGGUGAACCACAAGCCUUUGCGAACAGCCUGAACCCCUGACCUGCGCGAUGCCCAGCUUCGUAACUCAAGUUGCCUGAACGGUCCCAAUAUUGCAUGCACUUCAGCCGGCUCCCUGAGCGGGGUUCCACUCCUCACCUCAUCUCUCCUUGCCAAAUAGCCUGUGCCUUGCCUUGGAAGGAAAGGGUUCUCCCUUCUCCAACCCCAUAUUGCCAAGACUGCUGGUUCCCCAGGGGUCCCAUGAUGGCCUUCUGAUGAACCCACCCCCAACUUAUUUAAUUAAACUACUGUUGAGCCUGUUGUCCAGAA
Sus scrofa (pig) is the source of this 1959-nucleotide messenger RNA. The record is from RefSeq and is a predicted model, not a curated record. NCBI's taxonomy places the organism in Eukaryota, Metazoa, Chordata, Mammalia, Artiodactyla, Suidae.